GUUCCUACAUUGGCGACGUCCCCCCCCCCCUCCCCCUCUUUAACCUCCCCAUCCCCGGCGACCCUUCACUCUUCUACCUCCUGCUGCUCUUUCGAGCGGUCUGUUCUGUCCGCCAUGUUACAUUCAUCCCUUCCUCCCUUAGUUCCCCCCUGCUAUAUCGACCAAUCGACUGUUAGUUCGUUCGUUCGCUAGGGAAGGGAUAACCUACCUAGACUGGAGAGUCACAGGCCUUCUCCGUUCGUCGAACGCUGGGCAAUAAGGAAGCAACGAGUUUUCGUCGUGUUUGUUAACGCGUUUCUUCGUGUGUUCUCUUCGAGUUCUUCAAUAUAAAGACGAGAGAUAGGGACAUCAAAACAAAGAAAGAUAAAAAAAAAAAAAAAAAGAAAAAAAAAAGAAAGAACACGUGGAGUUGUUACGGCGUUAAAAAAAAAAAGAAAAAAGAGAGAAAAAAAAUAACGAUAAGAAAAAAGGAGUUGUGCUUUCUCUCUCUCUCGUUCUUUUACACACGUCGUCGUUUCUGGUGUAUCACUACGCCGGAACGUUUCUCUUGAAGAGAAGAAAAGAAAAGAAAAAAAAUCCUUCAUUUUGUUUUCUUCUUCUUUUUUUUUUUCUUUCUUUCUUCCUCUUCUUCUUCUUCUUCUUCUUCAUUCUACGUGUCGUGUCCGUCGAAGUGAUCCCGCGUGCAUAAAAAGUAACCACGAAAAUGAGUGUCGUACGUGUAGCUGAAAAAAAGGAAACCGUAUGCAAAGGUUCGAACGUUUUGAAUGGUAAUACCACAAACGAGAUUACCGAGGAUAUCACCGAUUGGCAAAAUGGACAAAAUCUUCUCGUCGUAACGCAAGAUCCUCAGGGAAAAGAAUUAAUCGCAUUGUCCGAUAAUCAGACCAUCAGUGUUGCCGUCGAUUCCUAUUGGUUACUAGAGCUUGCACAUAGGGAAUAUCAAGCUGGUGACUAUGAAAAUGCAGAAAGACAUUGUAUGCAACUAUGGCGUCAAGAAACAAAUAACACCGGAGUAUUAUUACUGCUCUCUUCUAUCCACUUUCAGUGUAGACGAUUAGAAAAGUCUGCGCAUUACAGUAGCUUGGCCAUAAAACAAAAUCCUUUGUUGGCGGAAGCUUAUAGUAACUUAGGAAACGUAUACAAAGAACGCGGACAGCUUCCAGAAGCUUUGGAGAAUUAUCGACACGCGGUCAGACUUAAACCUGAUUUCAUCGACGGAUAUAUCAACUUAGCUGCAGCUUUAGUAGCGGCAGGAGACAUGGAGCAAGCUGUUCAAGCAUAUAUCACUGCUCUACAAUACAACCCUGAUCUUUAUUGUGUGAGGAGUGAUCUUGGUAAUCUUUUGAAAGCAUUAGCAAGACUUGACGAAGCUAAGGCAUGCUAUCUGAAGGCGAUCGAGACAAGACCAGACUUUGCUGUCGCCUGGAGCAACUUAGGUUGCGUUUUCAAUGCUCAGGGAGAAAUAUGGUUGGCCAUUCAUCAUUUUGAGAAGGCUGUUGCUUUAGAUCCGAACUUUUUGGAUGCUUACAUCAAUUUAGGAAAUGUACUCAAGGAGGCACGUAUCUUCGACAGAGCUGUCGCUGCCUAUUUACGUGCAUUGAAUCUCAGUCCAAAUAAUGCCGUCGUACAUGGAAACUUGGCAUGCGUUUAUUAUGAACAAGGUCUCAUCGAUCUUGCAAUUGACACUUAUCGUCGUGCCAUCGAGCUACAGCCAAAUUUCCCGGAUGCCUAUUGCAAUUUGGCGAACGCUCUCAAAGAGAAGGGGCAAGUGGUCGAGGCCGAAGAAUGUUAUAAUACCGCCCUCCGGCUUUGUCCAACUCAUGCCGAUUCUCUCAAUAAUUUGGCCAACAUAAAACGCGAGCAAGGAUAUAUAGAAGAAGCUACGCGACUUUAUUUGAAGGCUCUCGAAGUAUUUCCAGAGUUUGCUGCCGCACAUAGCAAUCUUGCAUCAGUAUUACAACAACAAGGAAAGUUAAACGAAGCACUAAUGCAUUACAAGGAAGCGAUUCGCAUACAGCCAACAUUUGCAGAUGCUUAUUCGAAUAUGGGUAAUACCCUUAAGGAGAUGCAAGAUAUACAAGGUGCCCUUCAAUGUUAUACAAGGGCAAUACAAAUAAAUCCUGCUUUUGCCGAUGCUCAUUCCAACUUGGCUUCAAUCCACAAGGAUUCCGGGAAUAUUCCUGAAGCUAUUCAGUCAUACAGGACGGCAUUAAAACUUAAACCGGACUUUCCCGAUGCUUAUUGUAAUUUGGCACACUGUCUUCAAAUUGUAUGCGAUUGGACCGAUUAUGAGGCUAGGAUGAAAAAACUUGUUUCGAUCGUUGCCGAACAACUUGAUAAAAAUAGAUUACCUAGCGUACAUCCUCAUCAUUCGAUGCUCUAUCCAUUGUCUCAUGAUUUUCGAAAAGCCAUUGCUGCUAGGCAUGCCAACCUAUGUAUUGAAAAGAUCCAUGUUCUACAUAAACAACCAUACAAAUAUCCACGAGAAGUUAGCGCACGUUUGAAAGUUGGUUAUGUUUCAUCAGAUUUUGGAAAUCAUCCGACAAGUCAUUUAAUGCAAUCGAUUCCUGGCCUACACGAUCGUUCGAACGUUGAAAUUUUUUGUUAUGCAUUGAGUGCCGACGACGGGACAACAUUCCGAGCAAAAAUUGCCAGAGAGGCUGAACAUUUUGUUGAUCUAUCACAGACACCGUGCAAUGGAAAGGCCGCCGAUCGUAUUAAUGCCGAUGGUAUUCAUAUACUCGUUAACAUGAAUGGUUACACGAAAGGAGCAAGAAAUGAGAUCUUUGCUUUGAGACCAGCACCUAUUCAAGUUAUGUGGCUAGGUUAUCCUGGUACAUCUGGCGCUAGUUUCAUGGAUUAUUUAAUCACCGAUGAGGUUACAUCUCCUCUCGAACUUGCUACUCAAUAUAGUGAGAAACUAGCUUAUAUGCCACACACGUAUUUUAUUGGAGAUCACAAACAAAUGUUCCCACAUCUGAAGGAACGUCUCAUUUUAACGGACAAACUAAAUCCAAAAGGCAAAGUGGCAGAUAAUGUGGCUGUUAUUAAUGCUACCGAUUUGUCGCCGAUGAUUGAAAAUACAUUGGUGAAAGAAAUCCGCGAGGUUGUGGUGCCAGAUGCGAAAAACAAACCCGUUGAAAUUUCAUUGAAAGUAGCCGAAUUACCAACAACUACUCCGAUUGAGACGAUGAUAGCUUCUGGUCAAUGUCAGAUGUCUGUAAAUGGUGUUGUAGUGCAGAACGGUAUGGCGACUACUCAAGUCAACAACAAAACUGCCACGGGCGAGGAAGUGCCUCAGAACAUUGUCAUUACUACGAGACAACAAUAUGGUUUACCGGAAGAUGCAGUUGUUUAUUGCAAUUUUAAUCAAUUGUACAAGAUCGAUCCUCUUACUCUUCACAUGUGGGCGCACAUUUUAAAGAACGUGCCAAAUUCAGUACUUUGGCUGUUGAGAUUCCCAGCAGUUGGUGAACCUAAUCUUCAAGCGACAGCACAACAAUUAGGUCUCGCUCCUGGUAGGAUAUUAUUCAGUAACGUUGCUGCUAAAGAAGAACACGUUAGGCGCGGUCAAUUGGCCGACGUUUGUUUAGAUACACCAUUAUGUAAUGGACAUACCACAAGUAUGGACGUACUUUGGACUGGUACGCCGGUUGUUACGUUGCCUGGAGAAACAUUGGCAUCUCGUGUCGCUGCUAGCCAAUUGAAUACACUUGGUUGUCCUGAAUUAGUAGCUAGGACGAGACAGGAAUAUCAAGAAAUUGCUAUACGGUUGGGAACCGAUCGAGAAUACUUGAAAGCGACACGUGCGAAGGUAUGGAAGGCGCGUUCAGAAAGUCCAUUAUUCAAUUGCGAAUUGUAUGCCAUGGGUAUGGAAAUGUUAUAUAAAAAAAUGUGGGAACGUUUUGCUCGAGGAGAAAAGCCGGAUCAUGUGGCAGCCAUUGACAAAUCGGAAAGUCAAAAGUGAUUCAACGAUUUUGAAUAUAAUAUUAUUUUAAGUUUAUUAGAAAUCACACAUUUACAAGAUUAUUAUAUUAUUGAGUUGUACAACUGCUGCUCCUCUCUCUCUCUCUCUCUCUCUUUCUCUCUUUUUUCUUUUCUCUCUCUCUCUCUCUCUCUCUCUCUUUUUCUCUCUCUCUUUUUCUUUUCUAUUUCUUUUUCAAAAACCAUUAUUUGCGAUCCGAUCGUUCGGCAUCUCAUUAUUGUAAUAAUAAUUCCAUCUAAUUAUUUUCCAACAAUGUUUCUUCGUAUCUCAAAUAUCUAUGAUAAAAUAUUUUGUAUGGAUAAAUCAUAAAGCAUAAAUAAGAUCGAUAGUUUCAUCCACGUGAUGACUAUGACGAUGAUUAUGAUGAUUAUGAUGAUUAUAAUGAUGACGAAGAUGAUGAUGAUGAUGAUGCUGAUGAUGCUGAUGAUGAUGAUGAUGAUGAUGAUGCAGUUCGUGUUUUAUCGCCCAAGUGAGAAAGUGUUUUAGAAAAUCCUCUCUAUGUAAUUCUGUGAUCAGAAGUGUUACAUAAUGAUGGUUAAACAAAUCAUGAGCUGUUGUGUUAAAGCAAUCUCAUAUAUAAUAUACAUAUAUAUAUGUAUGCAUACAUACAUACAUACAUACAUAUAUACAUAGAUACAUACGUACAUACAUAGAUAGAUACCUACAUACAUACAUACA
This is a messenger RNA of Vespa velutina, 4663 nucleotides long. RefSeq names its product UDP-N-acetylglucosamine--peptide N-acetylglucosaminyltransferase 110 kDa subunit (gene sxc). The record is from RefSeq and is a predicted model, not a curated record. The transcript is spliced from 12 exons. Lineage: Eukaryota; Metazoa; Arthropoda; Insecta; Hymenoptera; Vespidae. Gene Ontology annotation, molecular function: protein binding; protein N-acetylglucosaminyltransferase activity. Gene Ontology annotation, biological process: protein O-linked glycosylation. Bases 704 to 3967 code for a protein of 1087 amino acids.